Seminavis robusta is the source of this 1605-nucleotide messenger RNA. NCBI's taxonomy places the organism in Eukaryota, Bacillariophyta, Bacillariophyceae, Naviculales, Naviculaceae. The record is from the annotation of a GenBank genome assembly.
CACAUUUAUUUUUGGCUCAAACAAAAACCUGAAGGGACACACACAUACAGUACAGCAUGCCAAAGGGGAGCUAAUCAUAGUUUUGGAUUUCGCUCUUGCGCAACCUAUCUCAGCAAUAACUCUCACAAGGGCCUCGAGGAGCAAUAUGAACAUGGAAAUGGACAUGGCGCACAAAACGGGUUACUUCUCCGGUCACGCCGUGGCUGGCACUGGAUUCAUCACCUUUGGGGUGUUCUACCUCUUGCUCACGUUGCACCGAGCUCGCAAUCUUCCAAAUGGUGUUUCGUUUGCAGAUGCUCACAUCCCGGAGAAGAACCAUUCCUUCCUCAUGGGAGCUGGGCUGGUUCUUAUUCCAGUCACAAUGUUUGGAGUUUGCUUUGAGGCCCCGGGUUGGGACAACAUCAUUGCUCCCGCGACCCAUGUCACUCUCUAUCUCACUAUCAUGCUGGUUGGUGUGGCAGCUCUUCUGGAAGGGAUGAAGCGCCUACCGCAAGACAGCUCAAGGAGAUGCCUUGUGUUUGCCAUGAUAUGCCAGUAUAUUCUAUGGAACGAACACGCCAUGUUGAAACAAGUUCCAGCCGACUUUCGACUGCACGAACUCUUGGCACAGCUUUGUUUGGUGGGGGCGGCAGUCAUGGCGUAUUCAAUUAUGUUUCCGAAACAUGUUAUUGCUUUUGUGAUGCAACCGGGGAUUUGUGUCCUUAUGGGCACGUGGCUGUACACAGGAGGAUUUUAUGCUGCUUACAUUGACAUUCCAGUAGGUCUGGUUGGUAUUAUAUUGGUUCUUGAGGCACUCGUCAUUGCGACCAUCAUUUUGUUGAGUGCUGCAUUCCUUGUCCCCCAAAGUUACGGCCACAGACUCGAUUCUCAGCCUCUCUCUUACAGAUCGUUGCCAGGUCGGGAAAUCAUCGAUGACAAGGACACACUGACAUUUUUUGUAACGAACGAUGUCGAUUGCAAGCAAACAAAUGUUUAAGGAACUGAUACGGCCGUAGUGCGGUAUGACGAUGCUAUACUGAGUCAAAGGUUGUCUCGUCCUGUUCCGGAACUCUGUAAAGUAUUGGAAGCAACGAUGUUGGUGACGUUAUACAAUUAAUUGAGUAGUGGAAUACCGGCACGGUAGCCAUAGUGUACGACAGUAGUGGAAACGAAGAUAUCUUCGUUACUAUAUCAUGGUACAAAUCCACAUUCAUUCUAUUAUGAGUUUUGCUUUCGCACCUGGUUCAGCCGAGAUACCAUCCUGAAAAGUCACCUUGCAUUUCCCAGCCUUGCCAAAAGGCCCGGCGAUAGCCCCUGAUUCGUUUGUACUGGGGAUCACCACUUUCCAUCCAACCUUUUGUCGAAUGUCAACUUCUGGAGCAAAGAAUCCAGCAAUAAUCGCCAUGUUGUGUUUUCCGUCAGCCAGCACAUCGCCUUUGAUAGACGCUAUUUCGCCAUCCAAUUUCACACCCUUUGGGGGUGCCUUCUUCUUGCCCUUCUUCGGCGGCUCGAGUCUCGUCCCGGACCUGGCGACGGGUAACUCAACGUCUUGGUGCAUUGCUUUGGUGCUAUCGUGUACAAAGCGCUUGAAUCGAAGAAUCAAGGGAUCACCCUCUCGGGCUUCGA